CUCCUCUAAGGAUGAUGAUACGCUCUCGUUUGCGCCCCUCACUCCCUCACCUCCUGCCGCUGAGGGUGAUGGGUACUGCGGCCCCCCGGACGGUGGCUGCCAGGCAGCACAACCUGCUCUCUGCGACUCUGGCCUUCGAGGAUCCCAGCGCCUUCAAGGUGAAGAGCUGGGGGGAGCUGCUGCGUGCUCUGGGGGUCUUCCGCCUCUGCUCCUUCCCUGUGCUGGUGAACAACUGUGGGAAGUUUAUCUUGGGCAGUGAUGUUGUCGAGGCUCUGAGGAUUCCAUGCUGUGACAGUUGAUGCUUGAGGGCACAUGGUUUACAUUUGCAAUGCACAAAAAAAGCAGGAUUGUAGGUAAGAAAAUAAGGUGGCAAAGCAUCUUUGUCUAUUUCUCAUUCUUCUUUUCAUCCUCUCUUAGCUUAUGUCCGUAGCACGCACCAUUCUGGGGAGAAGGGGCUUUUCCUUGCUGCUGCGGCCCACCGUGUACGCUCAGUUUGUGGCUGGAGAGAGUGAGACCGAGAUCUCUCAGUCCAUGGAGAAGAUGAAGCUGCUGGGACUGAGGCCCAUGCUGGCAGUGCCCAUCGAGGAGGAUCUUGGAGAAAGCACCGGGGAGAAGAGAUAUGACGACAACAUGGAGGCCAUGCUGGAAUGUGUGCGGAUGUCGCACGGCAACACCUGGAGCCGAGAUCCAAUGAUGCAGCUGAAGGUCACAGCUCUGCUCAGCCCGGAGCUGUGUGUGAAACUCACAACCCUCAUCGCACAACAACCGUAUGACCUGAGUCUCGUCGUGAGGGCCAUGGAUGGAGAGCCAAUCAGCUUCCCUGGGUUGGAUGAAGGUGAAGUCGCCCACUUCCUGUGUGGUCUGCGGAGACUCAACAAAAUAGCAGAGGCGAGUGUGAACAAAGUCCGAGUCCUUGUGGACGCUGAGUACACCUACAUGAACCCCGCCCUCUCUCUUGUAACCAUGGCGAUGAUGAAGAAGUUUAACAAAGACAGCGCCUGGAUUUGGAACACAUAUCAGUGUUAUCUGAAGGAGUCCAGGUCCCUCCUGUUAGAAGCUCUGUCUCUGUCUAAGAGCGAGGGUUUCUGUCUGGGGGUCAAGCUGGUGAGAGGAGCCUACAUGGACAAAGAGAGGAAACUGGCAGAGACAGAGGGACGACCGGACCCUGUCCAUCAGUCCUGGGAGGACACCAACGACAGUUAUAACGGCUCGCUGGAUGUCAUGCUGAAAGCCAUAUCCCAGAAACCCGAGCGCCACAGGAUCAUCAUCGCCACUCACAACGAGGAGUCAGUGAGACGAGCCGCCCAACGGAUGGAGGAGUUGGCGAUAAACAAAGAUGGAGAUUCGGUGUGUUUCGGCCAGCUGCUGGGAAUGUGUGACCACGUCUCCCUCACACUCGCUAAGGAGGGUUACGCCAUAUACAAGUCGGUGCCAUACGGCUCAGUGGACGACACGCUCCCCUACCUGGUGCGUAGGGCUCAGGAGAAUCGCACUGUGUUGCAGGGAAUCCGCAAAGAGAGGGACCUACUGAGGCAAGAGGUAUUGAGGAGGCUGCGUCUGAGAGGCGGCAGCUAAUACUCAAACUCAUGCUCCCUGUUCGUAAAUUUGACAGUGUUGAUUGAAAGGUGAAAGGGUUGGUGUGGAGUUUUAAUUUAAAAAUGAAUUAUGAUAAAAAGGUUUUAGCUGGUUGUCAGGGGAUUAAACUUAUGAAUUAGUAACCAGAGAACAUGACGGUGAUGAAACAGUGACAGUCUGAUGUUAAAUGUAAACAUGAUCAUCACAUACAACUAGAAUAGAAAGGAAACACUGGAGGGUCAGGUUAGAUAUAAAGUAUACUUCAAAUGGAUUAAAGUAUUUUUGCUUUUUUAACUGAUGAUGAAUUAACAGCUCUACAGCAGAAGUUAAGAAACUAAGUUAAUGUCUGAUGAGGUCAAAAUGAAUGAAAUGUUCAGUAUUGAAGUGAAAUAUUUAACAGUGUCAUCUGUUUGUUAGAAGCUGUUUUAAAACCAGAGUGAACACAUGAAAACUCUAGAACAGUUUAACCAUUCAACUGAUGAAUAAAAUCAUCUGUUUGCCAAAAAAGAAAACUCAGAAAUCACUGUUUAUUAUUGUUUAUUUAAUAAGUAUUUGUCAACACUACUUGAUGUAACUGUCAGCUGACUCCACUGCCACAAACUAACCUCACUGCGCUGCCUUUCGUGUCCCAUUUUCUUUUAGCAUUAAUCUUAAAACUCUUCACGUUUAUCCAAAGAAGUUGUCAGAACCGGAAUAAAAAA
Paralichthys olivaceus (Japanese flounder) is the source of this 2276-nucleotide messenger RNA. The record is from RefSeq and is a predicted model, not a curated record. NCBI's taxonomy places the organism in Eukaryota, Metazoa, Chordata, Actinopteri, Pleuronectiformes, Paralichthyidae.